This is a messenger RNA of Psilocybe cubensis, 2964 nucleotides long. RefSeq lists its product as uncharacterized. The record is from RefSeq and is a predicted model, not a curated record. Lineage: Eukaryota; Fungi; Basidiomycota; Agaricomycetes; Agaricales; Agrocybaceae. The transcript is spliced from 6 exons. Bases 1 to 2964 code for a protein of 987 amino acids.
AUGACAGAGACCCCCAAGAAAUUUGUACACUGGCAGUUCGCCUCCCCCUCUCUGUCGAACCUGAAUUCGCCUUUCUUCAACACAACCAAUACCAGUGCUUCGUCCGUAGACUCAACAUCCAGUCUAGAAUUCAUAAACUCGCAGCUCGUCGCUCAUGGAUAUGUACCCUCCCCCGGACUGUCGCUGGAGGGGAUAUCGAAUGAGAGCUGCGAUAGGGUUGUUAAGUGUUUGUUGGCGCUGCUCAGUCAACGUAUGGAGGAUAUGUCGCGCACGGAAGAGCUGACUGCGAAAGUGCGUACGGUCACGUACGAUUACGAGCGGAUGGUAUCUAUGCAUCGCAAAGCGAAGGAAGAGAGUGCGAACGCCGAGAGAGAGAUGAACAUGCACAAAUCGCGGUUAACUGCAACACUCAAAACUCUACAAUCAACCGAAACAGCACACAAGCAAACUUCCGCGGAACUGCAGCGUACACGGACGGUGCUGCAGGGCGUACGCGCGACGCACGUUGCAGAGUUGAAGAAGAAGGAAAAGGAGGUCGAGAGGAUCCUCGACAAGUGGCAGAAGAUCUCCGACGCCCAGGCAAAGCUCACCGCUGCGCCAAGUGGGAUUGUGCGGUGUUUGAACGCUGCUGUUGUCGAAGGAAGUGAGGUUUUUGGGAAAGGACAGGGAUACCUUGAGAUAGCAUUGGAGCAAGCUGAACAGGCUCGAUCGAGUCUCAGCGACGACAACUUGUUUUUGAGAAAGGUUCUUGUGAGGGCGGUCAAUGAGCUGCAGUCCAUCAUCCACCACGCAAGAUGUCUAAUUGCAGGAGAUCACCACAACCUAGAAGAACCUACCCCUCUCACUAUGACCGCAGUCUUUCCUGUUGCUCCCCCCCACGCCGUUAACGACCGCCUCAACGCGAUCUUCAAACAGCUACGCGAGAGUAUCUCUUCAAUCGCUGAAAUAUCGACCAAAGCUCCUGAAAUCACCGCUCAGAUUCCCGUGGGCGAAGUAGAGCGCCUUCAGGGAAUUAUCACUGCGCUCAAAGAUGAACUAGCUCUCACCAAAAAACACUCAACAGCCCAACCAUCCGCCACACAAGCGAUGUUCGAUAAAUUCGCCCAGGACCACCGGGUCGUCAGUGGUGAGAUAGGGGAGAUGAGCAUAGAACUGAUGUCCGCGCCUCUGCAAGAUGAGGCGAAGGAAAGACUCGAUGCGCUGAGGAAGGAGCUGGAUGAGGAGAGGAGGAGGUUUACGGAUGCGGCUGUUAAGUUUGGGAAGGAGAAGGCUGCGCUUGAGGCUGAGAGGUUCAAAUUCCACGAAGAAAAACGCUCCUGGCAAGUCGCACAGAUGCUCGCAGAACUACCACCCACCCCCCUCCCCACCCACCCCACCCACUCUCCCUCUCCCACCAACCAUCCCACCAAAACAAAGGCUCCGACCUGCUUCUCACCCAAAAAAUCGCCGGCCCACAAAGCGGCGUCGUUCAAGUCGCCUAGAAAAUCGCCGGCGAGAAAGGUGCCGGUUGGCAAGGCAGGUAGUGGGCGCAAAGCGCAUCGGGUGUCUCGAAGGCCUUCAGCGUCGCCCAAUGCAGUUGCGGGCGCGGUUAGAUAUGAGACGGAGUAUAUGCCGCCUCUCCCUGCGCUGUCGCUGCCGCCGAUGGGCCCCAUAGCGCCCCCGCUAACGAGCUCGCUUCUCCCUACGUCAUUCGUGCUCCCUCCUCCGUCUCCUCGCGCAUCUUUACCUACCAAUCCCGCUCUGCCUCUCCCCACCACCACCGCCUCCUCCUCUGCCAACUCGCCGCCAGAAAGUACAACACCCGACAGCGACCACUCGUCCUCAUUACCACCUCAACACCGAAGCACAACCCCGCCCGGAAGCGACGACUCCAAUAACUCCUCCUCACCACCACCACCACCCCCGCUACCCCAAUCCUCCUCCUCCUCGUCGAAUCUACAAAUCCCAGCAACACCGCACCACCCCUUCCCCGUCGCCAAACCCUUCGCACUACGCAUGAUCCACGCAUACUCACCCGCCAAACCGAGCCCGCUAAGUCGGAUUCUUAUGCUUGGCGAUUCGCCGCUUACACCUGCACCUGCACACGCACCUGCUAUGAGCUUGGAUGAGUUGGCUUCGCCCACAGCCGGUUCGGGGUUAGGUUCGGGUUCGGGUUCGGGUUCGGGUUCUGCACCUCUCGACACUGUAGCUGAAGCUGAAGCUGAAGGAGCGGAAGAUCAUGGAUAUAGACAUGGAAAUAACGUGCUCUUCCCACCUCCACCUUCGACGACGCACGAGAAGCAGGAAAAGCAGAUAUCAUUAGCCGCAGAACUAGGCGUCGAAUCUCCACCCGACACACCGCUUCAAGAGCGCAACGUGCCUGAGCCCCCUGCUCUAGCACCUGUACAAACGAGGGAAAGGGUUUUCUUCCCAUUCCCUGAUCCGAAUGGGAAUGGGAAUGGGAAUGGGAAUGGGAAGAGGGGCGGGUACACCGGUGCUGAGAAGGGGAAAUCUAAGGCGAAAGCCAACGCAAAAGCUAACGCUAAGGCUAAAGCUGACGCUGAUCAUCCUCCCGCUGGAUCGCGUGGCACUCGCAGUUCAGCUGUAGGCGAGAAAGAGAACGCUAAUUCACGACGAGAGAAAGCUAGCUCGGCCCCAGGAAGCGGAGGAGGCGGAGGUGUUGGCGUUGGAGGAGGAGGGGCGAAAUCAGGGAAAAUAUCUCCUCUACCACCACCACCACCACCGCCCGGUACCACCUCAACAGCUCGGAAAGUCUCGCCUACAGGCGGGCCAACGGUGAAAACGUCCAUCAAGGCGGUGGUCAAAGCCUCAACGACGACGACGACGACAGCAUCGUCUGUCACUAUGAAUCGACCCAAGAUAACGACUAAACCGCCUGGACCUCCAACUGCUGGAACAGGUCCAAGACGCGUGCCCAUUAACAGCGCGGACGCUCCUCCGAUUGGAAAAGGCUGGAAAGGGUAG